Acinonyx jubatus (cheetah) is the source of this 3920-nucleotide messenger RNA. It is a transcript of the gene NAIF1, whose product is annotated as nuclear apoptosis inducing factor 1. The transcript has 2 exons. The record is from RefSeq and is a predicted model, not a curated record. Lineage: Eukaryota; Metazoa; Chordata; Mammalia; Carnivora; Felidae. Gene Ontology annotation, cellular component: nucleus. Bases 908 to 1891 code for a protein of 327 amino acids.
UCCCUGCUCAGCCUGCGGCCGAUUCAAAUUGAAAGAGGUGGGGAUUGGCUGAACUGGGCCAGAGAGAGGAAGUCACGCCGUGAUAGGCAGAAGUUAUGUGACUAGCAGGCGGAGGCCCCGUGUCCAAUUUCCAUUGAGAAACGCUGUUUAGGCUGAGGAAUCGUAAGGCUGGGAGGAGCGGUCAUGUACGGAGAUAUCGUAGUCUCGGGUGGGAAGUAGGAUUUGUGUGAAGAGCACUUGUGAGCUGAGGCUGCAAGGCAGAGUUGGCCCCCGUGAGUAGAAUUAAAAAUUAAUUGGCCAGUGGCUCAAGGGCAAAAGCACUAGGUAUCCUCAGGAGGCCGGGUUUCGGUAAUCGAACUCCCUAAACCACCAAUAAAAUAGCUGAAUUUAACGGCGUUUAAUAGUCGUAAUACUGACGAUUGAAGGACAGAACGAUUUUCCAAUGGAAGUGAAUAAAGGCAGGUGGGCGGAGCGCUCUGUAGCGACAGACCAAUGAUCAGGCCAAUUCCAGCAAAUAGGCGUGUCCUUUAGCUGAGCGACACAUCACAAGAACCAGUGAUCGACGUGAUGCCUGAGCCGCGGCCAACCAGGAGGGCACGUUCCCCGGGAGAAGGUCUGGGAGGCGGGAAAAGGGGAAGUGGGCGGAUCUCCGCACGCCCCGGCGGAAGAGGCAGAUUCAGGAAGCCAUUACGCAGCUGGCUGGCAGCGGCCGGGCCGGUCGGGGCUGGGCCCUACGCACUUUGCGUAGCGAGGGGGGUUACCAAAGGCCUGGUGCUUGGCCUUGGGCAAGCCCGGCCUAUCCCCUGUAGGGGGGUGGGUGAGAGGCGAGGUUGAGGAAGAAGAGAAGGGGAAUUGGGGCGGCUGGGGGGAUUAUAAUUUCUUUAAAAAGGGAGGGUGGGGAGAGGCCAUGGCCGUCCCAGCCAAGAAGAGGAAGAUGAACUUCUCUGAGCGAGAGGUGGAAAUCAUCGUAGAGGAGCUGGAACUGAAGAAGCACCUGCUGGUGAACCACUUCAACGCCGGGGUCCCUCUGGCUGCCAAGAGUGCGGCCUGGCACGGCAUCUUAAGAAGGGUCAACGCGGUGGCCACCUGCCGCAGGGAGCUGCCUGAGGUCAAGAAGAAGUGGUCUGACCUCAAGACCGAGGUCCGUCGCAAGGUUGCCCAGGUCCGGGCAGCGGUGGAGGGUGGCGAGGCCCCAGGGCCCACUGAGGAGGAUGGAGCCGGUGGGCCUGGGACAGGUGGUGGCAGUGGCGGCGGUGGCCCAGCUGUAGCCCCCGUCCUGCUCACCCCCAUGCAACAGCGCAUCUGCAACCUGCUGGGCGAGGCUACCAUCAUCAGCUUGCCCAGUACCACAGAGAUCCACCCCGUGGCCCUUGGACCCACAGCCACUGCAGCCGCAGCCACGGUCACCCUGACACAGAUCCCCACGGAGACCACCUAUCACACGCUGGAGGAGGGAGUGGUGGAGUACUGUACCGCUGAGGCGCCCCCACCCCUGCCCGCCGAGGCCCCAGUGGAGAUGAUGGCUCAGCACGCUGAUACCUCGGUCAAACCCCAGGCGCUCAAGAGCCGCAUCGCCCUCAACUCCGCCAAGCUGAUCCAGGAGCAGCGAGUUACCAAUCUGCACGUGAAGGAGAUCGCCCAGCACCUGGAGCAGCAGAACGACCUACUGCAGAUGAUCCGCCGCUCCCAGGAGGUCCAGGCCUGCGCCCAGGAGCGCCAGGCCCAGGCCAUGGAGGGCACCCAGGCAGCGCUGAGUGUCCUCAUCCAGGUCCUCCGGCCCAUGAUCAAAGAUUUCCGCCGCUACCUGCAGAGCAACACGCCCAACCCCACUCCCGCCUCUGACCCUGGACAGGUGGCCCAGAACGGGCAGCCCGACAGCAUCAUCCAAUGAGGACGGGGGUGGCGCCAGCCUUCUGCUCUGUUUGGAUGACGUCACUGGUCUUGUACGUGGGUUCUGUGACUGGCCACGUGGACAGCUCUCUCUUUGAUAGACUGUUAGGGAUCCGCAGUUUCGGAGGAGUGAGGGAGACCGAGAAGACCUUGUUGGGCUCCUGGGACCCGCACUCUCUUACCCUCACCACUUGAGCUGCCUGGCUGACAGCCUGAAGAUUGGUUAGGUGGGCGGUGGGCGCUGGUGAGGCUCCACACCUUGUCAUGAGCCAGGGCUUGGGACACGACCCAGACCCUGUCUAGGACAACUGUAAGGGAGGUUCUCACUGGGGGCCGUCUCCCAGCUGGGGUCUGUGCUGAAAUUCUCCCCCCACCCCCAACCCAACCCAGUGUCAUCGUUUGGAAUAAGAUGUCAGUGGUGCUGGCAGUGACACAAUACCUUCUUCCUCCCUAGGGAGGCAGAGUGACUAGGCCUGAAGAGGAAACUCCACCCUUUUCUCCUUUGCACUGUGCCUCAGUUCUCAGGGCAUUCUAGUCAACCUGUGCUCUCCCCACCCCCACCCCAGCCCGGGCCUGACAGGGGCCCCCUUGGUAUAUACCCUGAGCUGCCUCUGCAUUACACCCAGGAUGGGGCCCGCUGGGCUCAGGGAUGCUGGGUGCGGUGGGGACAGCUUGGCCACCGUCUUGUCCUCCACUGCAUCCCUGGGCAGCCCUUUAGUGGUUUGUCCUGACAGCUCUUGACUCAGGUCGGGCAUCAGGCUUUAGGGGCUGUAAAUUCGAGAGAAAACAGACCGGCGUGGAAUCGUGUUGUUCCCCCCCCUCCCCCCACCCGCCCCUGCGGUGAAUCUGAGGUGACCGGUUGGCUUCUUCCAGAAGGCUUGCUUCAAGCCAGCUGUCUUUAUUCUGUACCACGGACCCCUUCUGGGAAAGGGCGGGGGGCAGCUCUGGCCACACCCUUACUCCUUUCCUCUCUACUGACUCCACGAUUCCGAAACUCAUUGUGGGAAAAAGCCUCCUCAGCAUCACGCCCCGGACUCCCUGUCCCAUUAUUCAGCGCCUCGUGUUCCUGCGGGACUCCCACUGCCUGGCUGGGCGAAUCUGAAGGCCUGAUUGGCCCCGAGUGUCUGAGGCGGGAGAGCCAGAGCUGACCUAAGACGCGGGACCUUUGACUUCUGUGCUCGGGGAAGAGCAGACCGACCUCGGAGUGCGGAAGGAGGUAGUGUUCCCUGUUCCGUCUUGACGCUCUGUCACCUUCUGUAGGGAGUUUACCCAGAUGGCAUUUGUCUGUUUCAUUUUCAGAAUCGCCAUCGAUCGCCGAGACGCUCGCAUCUCCCCAGAUCAUUCCCCGGGAUUGCCAUUUUGCUGCCGGUGCCUUGGCCACGCGUGACCAACGGUUGCAACUCGAGGCUCCGGAUCUCAGCUAAACCAUGGAGGUGCUGCGCUUCUGGGCACGUACGUUUGGAAUUGCUUGCUCUGCAGUUGCAAUCACCGGAAGAUGCUCCCAGAGAUGGUCGGGAGGUGACCGCAGUACAGUACGGUCUGCCCCCCCCUGUGGAGCACGGGUGCAGUGUCGGCUACAGAGCAAUGGAGAGGAAUCAGGCUGGUGAGGGGGUGAAUGGCGGAAAGAAAGCUCCGCGGGCUGGAAAGCAGCAGCCCCUGGCAGCCCCGGCACGCUCCCUCCGUGGAGCCCGACAGCCCUGGCCGGGAAGCUGUGGAGACUUCCUGAGGACUUGCCACUUGGUUUGGUUUUUCUCUGGGGUUGGCAACCUGAGCCAGUAUUGGAUCUGUUCCAAUUGGGUAUAAGGAGGAAUCCUGGAUCACUUAAACUGACUGCUUCUUUCCAGGUCAUAAUUUUAAAUUAAAAAAAAAAUGUAUCACUUUUUUUUUUUACACAUAUCCGUGUCUUUAUUGGUUAUAGGUGGAAGAGAUAUGGGCUGGCAGAGAGCAGGGGCUGGCACAGUAUGGCCCAGAGGUCAUAUCUGGCCCACCACCUGUCUUUGUAAAUAAAGUUUUAUUGGACACAGCCACAA